Molecule: messenger RNA, 3075 nt
Organism: Candidozyma haemuli
Lineage: Eukaryota; Fungi; Ascomycota; Pichiomycetes; Serinales; Metschnikowiaceae
Exons: 1
Coding region: 1-3075 (1024 amino acids)
Source: RefSeq, a predicted model, not a curated record
AUGUCCAAAUUCGAUUCCUGUCCUGAUAUCCACCUGGACCUGUUCUUCGAGGUGCUCAUAGUCGGCGGCGGCACCUGUGGGCUUGCCGUGGCGCUGAGACUCUGUGAAAACGCUCCAGGGCUGAUUUACACUGAAGAAGAGCACCAGAGGUUCCACUGGUUGAAGAACCGGGGGUCCAAAGUGAGUACAAUCCAUAAAGGGAUGACCAAAACGUCCAAAUACGUCGCUCCCACGAAACUCACCGCCGAAAACAUCCUUGUUCUCGAUGCACUUCUGGAUUCGUUCAUGGGCGGCUGGGAUAACCAGUUCAGAUCGUGCCAGAUCCCCCAUUUGCGUCUGCCCAUGUUCUUCCACCCAGAUCCGGUCAAUAUCGACGGGAUGAUCACGUACGCCCACACGACCCACCGAGAGAAAGACCUCAUGGAGAUCCAGAACGUGGUGGGUAAAGAGUACCUGAAGCACCAGAUCAAGCGUACGAUGAAGAAGAAGUCCAAAGCGAAACAGCCAGCAGUGAUUGGCGACCAGGCGGGUGGAAACCAGAGAAACCACGACCGUCUGGGCAUUGUCGAUAUCAACAUGCGUGACUGGAGAGACUACUACCGGCCGCUGACGCCCUUUUUCCGUGAUUUCUGUGAUGACUUGAUUGACAGGUACAGUUUACAUGAUUGUGUACGUAAAGACGAAGUCGCCAGCAUGAAAUACACCGAUUUGCAUAUUUUCGAUAAGAGCUACGUGGAAAAAGGGUUUGUGGUGACCACUCACAGUGGAAAGACGUAUGGGUGCAAAACGUGCAUUGUUGCCAGUGGCCAUAGGGGUAAGAUUAAUUAUCCUAUUUGUGGAUUGGGCGAUAAGAAGCCCAGUUUGGACGCUUCGUGCCAUACGACGGAUAUUUUCAAUGAGAGAGUGCCGUUCCCUCAUCCCAGGUUAUUGGAAAAGCUAGGCAGCGAGCCAGAGAGAGAGAAGAAGCGGGCUGGAUCCAGAGCUUCUAGAGACGAUACUUCUAAAAAGAUGCCCAGGGAAAUGAAGGAGGCCAUGGAGAAGGAGGCCAUGGAGAAGAAGGAAAUGGCGCCAGUUAUGGAGAAGAAGGAGAUGGAACCAGUUAUGGAAGAGUCCAUGGAGAAGAAGGAAAUGAUGGAGAAGCCAAUGGAGAAGGAGUCCAUGGAAUCUGAAAAGCCUGAAAUGAUGGACUCUAUGGAAAAUAAGGAAAUGGACUCUUCAAAGAAUGAAAUGGACUCUUCUAAGAAGGAAAUGGACUCUUCAAAGAAUGAAAUGGACUCUUCUAAGAAGGAAAUGGACUCUUCAAAGAAGGAAAUGGGCUCUAUGGAGAAAAUGGAGCCUUCAAUGGACUCAAAGGAGCCUUCAAUGGAAAAGACCAUGAACGAAAACUCCAUGAAAGCCAUGUCUCAUGUUUCUGUUUCUCCAAGUUCAAGCACAGACUCCCUCAUUGAUUCAGUUCCCUCCUCUCUCAGAGGCUCUUUGCUGUCGAUGACCUCCUACGAAGAAGCCCAAGAAAUGACCCAGGAAGAUAUUGCCAACGACUUGGAGCUGAAGAGAAUGAAGAAGAAGAAGGCCAGGGCUAUGGAAAUGAAGGAGAAGAUGAUGAUGAAGGAGAAGGAAAUGCAGAAGGAGAAGGACAUGGCCAUGAUGAAAGAGAAGGAAAUGGAGAGGAAAGAGAUGAUGCAGAAGAAGGAGGAAAUGGAAAGUGAGGAGGAAGAAGAAGAAGAUGAAGGUUCUGAAAUGGAAAAGAAGGAAAUGAUGGAAGUUCCAGAAAUGAAGGAGAAGAAGGAAAUUAAUGAAAUGUCUAAGGAACCAGAAAUGAUGGAGAAGAAGGAAGUUCCAGAAAUGAAGGAAGUUCCAGAAAUGACUGAAAUGAAGGAAAUGAGUGAAAAGAAGGAAAUGAAAGGUACUUCUAUGGAACCUGAGAUGUUCAAAGAACCUGAAAUGAUGAAGAAGCCUUCGAUGAUGGAGGAACCUUCAAUGUCUAAGGAACCAGAGAUGAUGUCUAAAGAGCCAGAAAUGUCCAAGGAGUCUGAAAUGAUGUCUAAAGAACCUUCAAUGAUGUCUAAAGAAUCAGAGAUGUCUAUGGAACCUCAAACGAUGGAAAAGUCUUCAAUGUCUAUGGAACCUUCAAUGUCUUCUGAACCUCCAAUGAGGUCUGAAGACCAAAUGGAGCCUCCUUCGUCCCACUUCAAGGACACCUCUAUUCCUCCAAACAGUUCCCGUAAAAUGUCCGAACACAUCGACCCCAAAGACGUUUCCUCCGUCCAAAUGGACCAGCCAAUGGCCCAAAAGACCUCCAUGACCUCCAAAUCCUCUGGGAAACCCCACUUGGUUAUCGUUGGAGGCGGUUUAACGUCAGCCCAGCUCGCCCACGUCGCUUGCACGAAAGGAAUCAAAGUGACGCUUGUUCUUCGAGGCCCCGUCAAAAUCAAACACUUUGAUUUCCACUUGGACUGGGUCACAAAGUACAGAAACGUCAAGAAAUCGGCUUUCUACAUGCUCGAUACCGACGAAGAACGUGCCCAGCUUAUUCUAGACGCCAGAGGAGGCGGCCUGAUCAACCCAGAGUACCAUAUGAAGAUCAACAAGCACCAGGCAGCCAAGAGGCUUCUGCUUAUGAAGUAUACGACCAUGGAAAACGGCCAUUUCGACGAAUCCACCAAUAUGUGGAACAUGGACCUUGUAACCAGACAAGAAGGCGAAGAACCAAAAGUUACCAAUGUCGAUGCUGACUAUGUGAUUUGUGCUACUGGCAUUCUGCCUGAUUUACAUGGCCUUGGCUUCCUUGACAAUAUUAUUGAAGACUACCCUAUAGAUAUAGUUGGAGGCUUCCCUUGUCUUACAGAUAACCUCCAGUGGUGUGAAGAGCUUCCAUUGUAUAUGGUUGGAAAGAACGCCAGUUUGCGUAUUGGGCCUACUUCAGCCAAUUUGGACGGCGCCAGGACGGGAGCUGAAAGGGUUGGCUGGAAGAUCCAGGAGGAUUUGGUCAAGGAAGAGAAGAAGUCGGAUGACGAUACGAGACUACAGCUUGCGGGGGGUAAUUUGAACUGGUAUACGCUUCUCGGCGAGGCGUAG